This is a messenger RNA of Cladophialophora yegresii CBS 114405, 687 nucleotides long. RefSeq lists its product as uncharacterized. Bases 1 to 687 code for a protein of 228 amino acids. The record is from RefSeq and is a predicted model, not a curated record. The transcript has a single exon. NCBI's taxonomy places the organism in Eukaryota, Fungi, Ascomycota, Eurotiomycetes, Chaetothyriales, Herpotrichiellaceae.
AUGUGGUGUUGGCUGCAGACAUUCCUAGCUGGAGAAGAAUGCGAGACAACUCCAGCAGAGGUCGCAGAUCAACUCAACGAUUCGGAGCACUGUUCCCAGAUUCUGACUGCCUGGAAAGCUCUUGCAGAGGAGGCGACCCGAUCACUGCGAGAACUCGUUGACAAACUAGUCAAGGCCUUGAAGGAGUUUGAGAGGGCUGCCAUCAUAUUGCCCAUUGCGGCCAAGAUGACUCAAUUCAGACAAUCUCCAAUGCCAGGUUUCGAAACCAACAGCCGACUCCUCUACUCAGAGAUCUGGGAGUACAUUAUCUCGGGCCAGCUGGAGGAGAUACUUGCCAUGCCACUCAGCCAACGAUCAUAUCAGAGCCUGCUGACUGGGGUUGCUGACCACCGAGCGGCGUAUAUGGUGCGACAGGCGGAAGUCGAUCGAGUGUUCCGCGACUCGAUCAUCAGCUACCAGGAAGUGCGCAGGGACCCCAGGUUCCUUGUAGCUUUUGCACUUCCGAAGAUUCUUGCCCUCGAUAUGGAUGUUGCUGCAGUGGACGCCUUAAGGGCUGAGGACUUCGCCUGGCCUGGUCGAGAGUGUCUGCUAAUGAGGUGGUUCCGUACAACGAACCGGCCGGAGCAGCUGGUUGCGCAAGAGACUGAGCUGGGCAUCACGCAUUUGUUUGAAACAAUGUCAAUUUAA